GGAGGACAGGGGAGAGGGUGAGCUCAGGGCCUGCCCGCAGUGGGGCUGGGAAACUAGCAGUGUAGUCUGCGGGAGGCCAUUUCCCUGACGCAAGGUUCAAGGUGCUCCAGAGAAGGGCAUGUCUGUGGGAGUCCAGAGGAUCUGCAGAGAGGACGGUGCCAUUUAAAGGAGGGGGUGAGGAGGCGCUGGGGCGGGGCCUCCGCAAGGCUCUCCUGCCCUAGCCACCCACAGGGCAGGUCGCCUGUUCAGGAGCUCUGGGGCUUAGAGGAGAUAAUUUCGGCCUUUGGGGUCUCGGUUGUUCAACUGAAAAAUGGGAAUUAUGAGGACAGCACUCACCCUCCUGGUGAGGUGGUGAGGUCGGGCGGGUCCUAGUGAAGUGAGAGGGGCACCGCACCCCUCCACCAGGCUGAGGCCCCGUUGGGGCGGGGCGGGGCGGAGGCAUCUUGCGGUCUUCCUAAGGGCGGGGACCCCGGCGCUGGACCGCUGCCUUCUGGGCUGGCCAAGCUGCCCUGGCGCAGGGCUCGGCGGCCUGGCACACCUGCGGCGCUAGGUGAGGAGGUGAGCCUGUUUCUCCUCUCGCGGACACACGGGCUCUCCGGCCGGCAGCUGCGCGAGGCAGGUCCAAGGCCCGCGGGCCGGGGUCGCCAGGGCUCAGCGCUGAGCGUGCAGCGGCUCCCAGGGCGGGCGGAGGCCUGGGGGCCCGGGAGCCCGCCCGCCCGCCCGCAGGUGGCGGCCAGCCCCGCGGCCAGGUGGGCGUGCCAGCCCCGCCCCGCGCCGCCGCGGACGCCCCGCCCUCCCGCGCGCCGGGUCGGAGCCGGAGCCGGUGCGGAGCGCAGCCGCGCGGAACCCGAGCCGCACGCGGGAGCGCGGCCCGCAGCUGAAGGCUCCAGGGAGCGCGUCACGACCGGACCCGAGAGCGACCGGCCCGAAGCGCGGCCUUGCCCGCCCCGGCCGCGGCAUGGACGGCGCCCGUUCGCCCUAGAUGGACGGUGAUGGCCGCCUAGACGCCCGCGGAGCGCCGGGGGAGGCCGGGCGCGGCGCGGAGCCCGCGGGCAUGGCGGAGCCGACGGCGGUGCCCAGGGCGAGGGCGGCGCGGCCCGGGCCGCACCGCUUCCUGCGGCGCAGCGUGGUGGAGUCGGACCAGGAGGAGCCGCCGGGCCUGGAGGCCGCCGAGACGCCCGGCGCGCAGCCCCCGCAGCCCUUGCAGCGCCGGGUGCUGCUGCUCUGCAAGACGCGCCGCCUCAUCGCCGAGCGCGCCCGCGGCCGCCCCGCCGCCCCCGCGCCCGCCGCGCCCGCCGCGCCGCCCUGCGCCCCCAGCGCCCCUGGCCCGGAGCCCGCGGGUGCGCAGGAUCCUGGCCUGGAUGCGGUGUCGGCGCCCGCCCCGGACCGGCCUCCAGAGGAGGCGGCAGAGGCGAGGAAGGAGGACGCGGGGGCGCCGGAGGCCAGGCCGGAGCCCGGGCCUGUCCGCCGGGAUGAGCCCGAGGAGGAGGAGGACGAUGAGGAUGACCUCAAGGCCGUGGCCACCUCCCUGGACGGCCGCUUCCUCAAGUUCGACAUCGAGCUGGGCCGCGGCUCCUUCAAGACGGUGUACAAGGGGCUGGACACGGAGACCUGGGUGGAGGUGGCCUGGUGCGAGCUGCAGGACCGGAAGCUCACCAAGCUCGAGCGGCAGCGGUUCAAGGAGGAGGCUGAGAUGCUCAAGGGCCUGCAGCACCCCAACAUCGUGCGCUUCUAUGACUUCUGGGAGUCCAGCGCCAAGGGGAAGCGGUGCAUCGUGCUGGUGACGGAGCUGAUGACCUCCGGGACGCUGAAGACGUACCUGAAGCGGUUCAAGGUGAUGAAGCCCAAGGUGCUGCGCAGCUGGUGCCGGCAGAUCCUGAAGGGGCUGCUGUUCCUGCACACCCGGACACCCCCCAUCAUCCACCGGGACCUCAAGUGUGACAACAUCUUCAUCACUGGGCCCACCGGCUCCGUCAAGAUCGGCGACCUGGGCCUGGCAACCCUCAAGAGAGCGUCCUUUGCCAAGAGUGUGAUAGGCACCCCCGAGUUCAUGGCGCCCGAGAUGUACGAGGAGCACUACGACGAGUCGGUGGACGUGUACGCCUUCGGCAUGUGCAUGCUGGAGAUGGCCACGUCGGAGUACCCCUACUCGGAGUGCCAGAACGCCGCACAGAUCUACCGCAAGGUCACCUGUGGCAUCAAGCCAGCCAGCUUUGAGAAAGUGCACGAUCCUGAAAUCAAGGAGAUUAUUGGGGAGUGCAUCUGCAAAAACAAGGAGGAGAGGUACGAGAUCAAGGACCUGCUCAGCCAUGCCUUCUUCGCGGAGGACACGGGCGUGAGGGUGGAGCUGGCUGAGGAGGACCACGGCCGGAAGUCCACCAUUGCCCUGAGGCUCUGGGUAGAGGACCCCAAGAAACUGAAGGGCAAACCCAAGGACAAUGGGGCCAUAGAGUUUACCUUCGACCUGGAGAAGGAGACGCCGGACGAUGUGGCGCAGGAGAUGAUCGAGUCUGGGUUCUUCCACGAGAGCGACGUGAAGAUCGUGGCCAAGUCCAUCCGCGACCGCGUGGCGCUGAUCCAGUGGCGGCGGGAGAGGAUCUGGCCGGUGCUGCAGCCGCAGGAGCGGCAGGACCCGGGCAGCCCCGACACAGCCCGGGCUCCGCACGCGCCCCUGCAGGUCCAGGUGACCUACCACACCCCCGCGGGGCCGCCGGAGCCCGAGGAGCCCGAGGCGGACCAGCACCUCCUGCCCCCCACGCUGCCGGCCAGUGCCACCUCCCUGGCCUCGGACAGCACAUUCGACAGUGGCCAGGGCUCCACCGUGUACUCGGACUCACAGAGCAGCCAACAGAGCAUGGUUCUGGGCUCACUGGCAGAUGCCGCCCCACUCACCGCCCAGAGCGUGUGCAGCGCCCCCGUGAGCGUGAGCGUGAGCGAGGGGCUCGUCCUGCCACACAGCCUGCCCUCGCUGGGGGCCUACCCGCAGCCCGCCACGCCUGGCCUGCCGGCGGGCGCCAUCCCGCCCUCCACCCGCGCUUCGCUCCCACCGCAUUUCCCGGAGCCAGCCGUGAGCUUUGCCCCUGUGCUGACCGGCCCAGGCCAGCCCAUGCCCUCGGGCCACCAGCCUCCACUGGCCCAGCCAGCGCCCCUGCCACAGGUCCUGGCCCCACCACCCAUGCGCCCUCUCCAGCCGGUGCCCGCUCAUCUGCCUCCGUACCUGGCUUCGACCUCCCAGGUGGCCGCGGCGCAGCCGACGCCCAUCCAGAUGCCACCGGUGCCCCUGCAGCCACUCACUCCAGUCCCCCCGCAGAUGCCUCCACCUCCUGUCAUCCCGCCAGUUGCUCCCCUGGCCGCAGUCGACAGCCUCCCCUCGGCACUCCCCGACCUGCCGGCUGCCAGUGGGCCUGCGGUGCCGCCUCCCUCUCAGUAUUUCUCUCCUGCCGUCAUCUUGCCAAGCCUCCCGCUCAGUGCUGCCGGCCCCCUGCCCGCGUCACCAGCCCUGCCUCUGCAGACGGUCAAGCUUCCCCACACCGCCGGGGCACCCCUGGCCAUGCCGUGCCAGACCAUUGUGCCAAAUGUGGCGGCCACCGCCACUGCCAUCCCUCUGCUGGCCGUGGCCCCACAGGGCGUGGCCACCCUGUCCAUCCACCCCGCUGUGGCCCAGCUCCCGGCCCAGCCCGUGUACCAGGCAGCCUUCCCGCAGAUGGUGCCCAGUGACGUCCCGCCUUCUCCUCUCCACACGGCGCAGACUGUGCAGGCUGCCCCUCUGCAGCCGGCACCCCCCGUGCUGCCGCAGCCCCGCCUGCCCAGCGUCACCCACCUUCCUGAGCCGGCUGCUGUCCCCCCGGUGGGGAGCCAGAUCCUGCUUGGCCACCCGCCUCCGUAUGCUGUGGAUGUCACCGCCCAGGCCCCCGCGGGGCCCACUCCUGCCGCCGCCCUCUCUCCGCCCCUGCCGGAAGGGCUGCCCCCUCCUGCCCCCGAGCACCUGCCGCAACUCCCCAGCUCGCAGGCCCCCGUGCCGACGGCUGCGACUCCGAGCUUGCCUGUCCAGUCCGCUGCGCUGCCCCCCGCCAACCUGCCCCUGACCAGUGGGCCUGGGCUCGCCAGCCUCAGUUCAGCCGUCCAGCUGACUGUGGAGUUGGCUCCAGAGGAGCAGGCCUCCCAGGACACGCAGCCUGGCCUCCUGCAGAGCUGUGAGAGCUACGGAGGGUCUGACGCCCCUUCUGGAAGGGAGCUGAGUGACAGCGGUGACGGCACCUUCGGAGCGGGGAGGCUGGAAGGCAGGCCGGCCCGGAAACACCACCGCAGGUCCACACGCAUGCGGUCCCGCCCGGAGAGGCUCAGCCGGCCCCGGCUGACCAUCCUGAAUGUGUGCAACACAGGUGACAAGAUGGUGGAGUGCCAGCUAGAGACGCACAACCACAAGAUGGUGACGUUCAAGUUCGACCUGGAUGGGGACGCACCCGAUGAGAUCGCCACCUAUAUGGUGGAGCACGACUUCAUCCUGCAGGCCGAGCGGGAAACGUUCAUUGAGCAGAUGAAGGAUGUCAUGGACAAGGCAGAGGACAUGCUCAGUGAGGACACGGACGUGGACCGUGGCUCCGACCCGGGGGCAAGCCCACCACCCCUCAGCACCAGCAGCCUGGGUGCCGGAGAGGAGAAUCGCCAGUCCCAAGCCAACGCCCCAGUGUAUCAGCAGAAUGUCCUGCACACCGGGAAGAGGUGGUUUAUCAUCUGUCCGGUGGCCGAACACCCGGCUGCAGAGGCCCCCGAAUCUUCGCCCCCACUUCCUCUGAGCUCCGUGCAGCCAGAAGCCAGCCCAGCUGAACAACCAGUCGCUAUGACAUGCGCUGACCACCAGGGGGCGUGCGCAGAACAUGGCGGGCAUCGGCCGCAGCAGGAUGGUGGAGCAGACCCAGCUCCCUGCAAAGACCAGUUGUCCUUGAAGGAAAAGCCCAGCGCCCCGGCCGGUGUGCAGCCUCCGAAGCCACCAGGCUCCAGGGACACCACCGGGGGCACACCAGCCCCUGCGGUGCCAUCCUCCCCUCCUGUAACUGCUGUGCCCCAGGACAUGGCCGCACCAACCGCCAGCCCCAGGCCAGAACCAGCGAGGGGCGCUGCCAUGCAGGCAGGGGCCCCAGUGACCUCUCAGGGGAUGGCCAACGAGUGUGAUGCCCCCCAGCCGCCGGCAGAGACUCGUGAUGCCCAGCUGGCUGCUAGGCCCCUGGAUGUGGCCCCAGGGCCCUGCGCCUCCCCUCCAGAGGCCCCUCUUCACCCCCCAGGCCUCGGGGGGCCCACCUCAGCCAACGAGGCCAACACCCAGAUGGAUGCCCCGCCAGCUACGGCCCCUGUGCCCAGUGCCUCCAGCGAGACCCCUCAGCCUGCCCUGGGCCAGUCCCUGCCUUCUCUCCCUAACACGGUGGGGGCUGCCAGCCUGGCUGCCCCCCAGCUCCCAAGCCCUCCUCUGGGGCCCAGCACCCUCCCCCAGCCACUGUCAGCCUUGGAGUCGGAUGGGGAAGGGCCGCCUCCCAGGGUGGGCUUCGUGGACAGCACCAUCAAGAGCCUGGAUGAGAAGCUGCGGACCCUGCUCUACCAGGAGCACGUGCCCACCUCCUCAGCCUCAGCCGGGACCCCGGUGGACACGGGAGACCGAGACUUCACCCUGGAGCCCCCGAAAGGGGAUCCGCCCUGCACAGAGGCCUCCACGGGGGACCUGGCCCUGCCACCCCAGCUGGUGCUGGACCAGCCCGGACUGGCACCUGGGCCGGCAGCUGCGCUGGAGCAGGCCAGAGCCUCGCCAGGGACAGCAGCACCUGUGAGCAGCACACUGGGCCCCGAGGGAGGCCAGGCAGCCUCGGGCUCACCUGCAGCACCCAGGGCCCCUCAGGACACCCCCGCGCCCGCCGUCCCCGCACACCUGGAGCCCGCAGACCAGAGCGGCCGGGCCGGCCCCCUCCAGCCCGCUGGUGCCCUGACCUCAGGGUCCCCUCAGAAGCAGCCAGGGCAGCGGGACGGCAGCUCUCCAGCCAAAACCGUGGGCCGGUUCUCCGUGGUCAGCACCCAGGACGAGUGGACCCUGGCCUCCCCCCACAGCCUGCGGUACUCGGCCCCGCCUGACGUGUACCUGGAGGAGGCGCCCCGCAGCCCCGACGUGAAGCUGGCCCUGCGCCGGGCGCAGACGGCCUCCUCCCUCGAGGUCUGCCAGGAGCCCUUGUCCAGCGACUCUGGGGACGAGCGUGCCCCCGGGAGGCCGCCGGCGCUGAGGCCGGGCUCCCUGCCCCGCAGCAGCGGCAGCUCGGCUGGCGACUUCGUGAGGAAGGCCGCCGCCCUCCUGCACAGGUCGGCGGGGGCCGGCACCCCGGGCCCCGAGGCCCCCCGCAGGGCGGGCGUGAAGGUCCCCACCAUCAGUGUGACCUCCUUCCACUCCCAGUCGUCAUACAUAAGCAGUGACAACGACUCGGAGCCCGAGGAUGCAGACAUCAGGAAGGAGCUGCAGAGUCUGCGAGAGAAGCACCUGCGGGAGAUCUCAGAGCUGCAGAGCCAGCAGAAGCGAGAGAUCGAAGCCCUGUACCGCCGCCUGGGCAGGACGCUGCCCCCCAACCUGGGGCUCUUGCACACGGCCCCCCCUGCCGGCCGCCGGAGGAAGGCCAGCAGGAGCAAGCUGAAGGCUGGGAGGCUGCUGACUCCACUGGUGCAGCAGCUCAAGGUCGUGGCCUCCAGCACAGGUCACUUGUCAGACUGCAGCCGCGCCCCUCUUGCCCAGGACCCCGCCAGGGCCGGGGCAGGGCCCGCCGCAGCGGCAGACUCCUGUGGGAAGGCAGUGCAGACCCAGCAGCCUUGCUCCGUGCGGGCCUCCUUGUCUGCAGACAUCUGCUCCGGCUUAGCCAGUGACGGGGGCGGAGCGCACGGCCCAGGCUGGACGGUUUACCACCCAACGUCUGAGAGAGUGACCCAUAAGUCUAGUAGCAAACCUCGCGCUCGAUUCCUCAGUGGACCCGUGUCUGUGUCCAUCUGGUCUGCCUUGAAGCGUCUCUGUCUAGGCAAAGAGCACAGCAGUCGGUCCUCCACCAGCAGCCUGGCCCCAGGUCCUGAGCCGGGCCCUCCCGCUGCCCUGCACGCCCAAGCGCAGGUGAACAACAGCAACAACAAGAAGGGCACGUUCACGGAUGACCUGCACAGACUGGUGGACCAGUGGGCCAGCCAGACGGCGGGGGCUCCGCAGCUGAAGCCGUCACUCAACCAGCUGAAGCAGACGCAGAAGCUGCACGACAUGGAGGCGACAGCUGGCUGGCCCCCCGCCUCCGGCGAGAUUCGGGCUAUGAACACACCUCGAGCAGCAGUGGGGACACCAUGUUUGGCCCUGGCGUCCGGCCCUCUACCCACCACGGUCAUUCCUGGAACUGCCCUGGCCCUGCCCGUGCCCAUGCCAGGUACUGCCCUCUCUGGCCUCUCCACCCCACCCUGUGCAUGGCCUCUGGGCCAGUAUAGAAGCCCGCUUCCAGCUCCUGUGUCCUGGGGUCCCUGGGCCACCCAGGCUGGCAACCGGAGCUCUACCUGGGGGCCGGGCGUGGGCACAGCCGGGGGGCCCAUGCUUCCUGAGUUCCUGUGGCCACCUGUGGUCAGCAUGCCGGGCCCCAGGCCGUGGAUCCUGUAGCUCUGUCUAGCCACUUGCCAGACGGAACGUGUUGAACUGAAUGCCCAUAGGAGUCGGGCUGUGGUUUGGCCUGCUGCUCCUGCCCUACCUGCCCGAGGUGCCCAGGGAAGGGCCUGCUGCUGACCCCACUUACCCCCAAGGUUCCCAUAGGCCACACUCACCGUCUUGCAUCCACUUUCUGUACUUGAAUCGAAGCUUAGCACGUUGUAAUCGCCCUGCAGGAUUACAGUGCCUGGGACUCCAGUUUUCCUGUUCACUGAUGGAAAGAGAUGUGUAAAAUCAUGUCAGGAAAAGGAGUAUUUCAUUGACAACAGGCUUGUGUGUUGAUACCUUAUUUCCCAUUUUAAGUUGCAGAGAGAGAUCAGUGGUUUACAAAUCGGAAGCUGCAGUCUGACCUUUAGGUGCUGUAAGUGGUCAUUUUUUAAAAUUGAACUAGUGACCUUGACUAUGAAGAGCUGCAGAUGGUGGGGAGCCCUGCUUCCUGCGUGUAGGAGGCCUCUCUGGCUCCACGUCCCUGGGCGCAAACAUGGGCACACCCACAGCUGCAGGCGGGCACUGCCCGGCGCCAGGGUGCGUGGUCCCGGCCGUGCGUUUGUCUCAGUGAGGAACGUUAGCAGCUGUGUUUGGCUGUGUGGAAGCUGCUGGAAAGUGCUAGGUGAGCCGACAAGCCCUCGGGCCCACAGCCAGGCAGGACUGCUGUGAGCUGGGAGGUGAGGGUGUCUGCUCCUGGGAGCUGCCUCCUUCCUGCAGACACAGCACCCCCUUGGCUCGGCGCCCCUCCUCCUGCUGGCCUCCUUCUUUUCCCCAGGCCUGGGGCUGCCUGUGCCAGCCUCUAUGGCCUGCUCUACCCCUGCAUAUCCCCUCCCCCACCCCUGGAGCCCCAGGCUGCUCUCCAGAUUCCAUGGCUGCCCAGCAAGGGGCAGUGGGACUGGCCCAGGGCAGCAGGAGCCUGGCGGGAGCUGGAGGCCCUGCCCCUCACUGGCCACUGCUCGGGAGGCCCUGGGGGCUGCGCAGCUGUGACUGCAGACACCUGUCCUGGGACCUCGCUAGCACGGCUCACUUGCUUUGGUGUCUGUCUUACUCCGUCAGUUCAGUGAGGAUUGACUUGUGGGGAGGUUGUGCAGCAUCUUCUGCCGGCUGCGCGCGCGCCACUUCUUUCUCCAUGAGGGGCCCCUCGUCUCUUGUUGAGUUUUAUGUCUGGAAGCCCCACCCGCGCCCUGCAGCCCACUGCACCCUCGGGAGUGUUGGCGCUCGGCCUUGUCCACGCAGGGCCAGUGGCACAGAAUCCCCAGGAGACUGUAUAUGAAGGAGAAAAAUAAACAUUUUUGUUGGAAAAUAGUGUGAAACCACAUUUUUCUUACUCUGUGUCCACAUAAAAGCUGAAGCAGCGAGCCUCACAGGGAGGACAGGAGGCGGCAGCCGGGUGGGCGGGCGGCAGGGGCGCCGUCGCCCGUGGAGUCAGUCUCGGGAGACGUGAGUGGGGUCCUGUGGACUCGGGCCUCUGCUCCACCCGCGGGUGCGCCUGGGCCCCGAGGAGGGCGGCCUCCUCACUCUCCACCUCUCUGAGCCUGAGCUGCGUGCCGAUCCGGGGGCUCUGUCCAUGGACUGCGUGAGCCUCAUGGUCAACCAAACGGGAUUCCCACCCCUGUCCACAGGGGCUGUUUCCAGGAAAGCUGCGUUGGCGGGCCCUGCAGGGGGAGGGCCAGACCUAGCCUUGUGAGAGGAGGGUUGGGGCUGAGCCACCCACGGUCAUGGAAGUGCCUCUGUUGUACGGGAGGCACAGGGCCAGGUGCCGGCUGGGUUUGGGAAGGGUCCUCCUCCUGACCGGCCCCCUUCCGCUCCCCCCUCCCCCGCCCUGUGGGACUCAGCGUGUGUUUCUGGCCUCUCGCUCCGUGGCCUGGGCCCUGCACUCACAAGCUGGGGUCACAGUGCCUUCUGUCCACCGGCGAGGCGGCCGCCCAUCUGCAGGCCUCACUCCCACUCCCGCUGCCAUGCAGUCGGGUCUGGGGCCUCUGCUCCGGAGUGGGGACCCCCGGCUGCCUUGGGUGCCUCCGCUCACUGCUGGCCUUGGGCCGAGGCCGGGCAGCUCGUGGAGGCUGUGCCGCGGGAGCCGGAGGCAGGUCUCCCCCUGACCGCCCGGGGGUGGGGGGCUGGGGGUCCUGGCUGGUUCGGGGAGCUGCUUAGUGUGUGGGCGGCCGGCGGGCAUAGGGCAGGCCUCCCAGGAACGGAGCCCCACUCCCCAGGCCGGGGCGGCCAGUCGGGCCUGUAAUGA
Messenger RNA from Myotis myotis, 9926 nucleotides. It is a transcript of the gene WNK2, whose product is annotated as WNK lysine deficient protein kinase 2. Gene Ontology annotation, cellular component: cytosol; cytoplasm. Gene Ontology annotation, molecular function: protein serine/threonine kinase activity; potassium channel inhibitor activity; chloride channel inhibitor activity. The transcript has 30 exons. Gene Ontology annotation, biological process: negative regulation of sodium ion transport; protein phosphorylation; monoatomic ion homeostasis. Bases 983 to 7654 code for a protein of 2223 amino acids. The record is from RefSeq and is a predicted model, not a curated record. NCBI's taxonomy places the organism in Eukaryota, Metazoa, Chordata, Mammalia, Chiroptera, Vespertilionidae.